CUGUAUCAUUCCAAUUUUAGCUAAAUUUUUACACUAUUCUAUGGCUCCUAAGGCGGAAAAGAAACCCGCAGCAUCGGAAAAACCUUCUGAUGAGAAAGUCCCAGCGGAGAAGAAACCAAAAGCCGGAAAAAAGCUUCCUACGAAGGAUGUGGGCCCUGGUAUCGGAGAAAAGAAGAAGAAGAAGGUGAAGAAGAGUUCCGAGACAUAUAAGAUCUAUAUAUUCAAAGUGUUGAAACAAGUGCAUCCUGAUAUUGGUAUUUCAAGCAAAGCGAUGGGAAUAAUGAACAGUUUUAUUAAUGAUAUAUUUGAGAAAUUGGCGCAAGAAUCAUCUAAGCUUGCAAGAUAUAAUAAGAAACCUACAAUUACGUCGAGGGAAAUUCAGACUGCUGUUAGAUUGGUUUUGCCUGGUGAAUUGGCUAAGCAUGCUGUAUCUGAAGGGACAAAAGCAGUUACCAAGUUUACAAGCUCUUAGAUUUAUUAGGGUUAUUUUGAGAAUUGUUC
Molecule: messenger RNA, 501 nt
Organism: Lycium ferocissimum
Lineage: Eukaryota; Viridiplantae; Streptophyta; Magnoliopsida; Solanales; Solanaceae
Product: histone H2B-like
Exons: 1
Coding region: 41-472 (143 amino acids)
Biological process (GO): nucleosome assembly
Cellular component (GO): nucleosome
Molecular function (GO): structural constituent of chromatin; DNA binding; protein heterodimerization activity
Source: RefSeq, a predicted model, not a curated record